AUGCCGUCUGUGGUGCUGCUGUACAUGCUGGCUGUGCUCUUCCAUGCAGCUAACGCUUUACCGUUAUAUCCCGACGAUGCGCUGGCACCGCAGGAAGAGGUUCUUCGUAAACUUGUAUCAGAAGUGGUCGAGGUACCGGACGAUGACCCCAGUGCACAGAAGGAUAUCAAAUCCAUCUUUCCCCUCGUACUCCAGCAUGAAAGAGACAGAGACUCCUGGAAAGAAGCAAAGGAAACUCCUCGGCAUGAGAAAGCAAACAACAUGGUGGACGACUUAAAGAUGAUGGUAUUGAAAUUAGCAGCAGCGGAUAAUCUGCGCUCUCAAGGCUACGUCCGAUCUAAUCAGAAUUUAGCAAAACCCAACAAGAGAGCCUGUUUCUGGAAGUACUGUGUAACAAAUUAGAAGCGGAUCCAUUUGGAAUUCCAACCCAAUCCAACCAACCCAACUCAACCCAACCAAUCCCAUCCUAACUGUACAUACAGAUGAGAUCAUUAAAUAUCAAUCCAACCUCCCUUUAACAA
Trichomycterus rosablanca is the source of this 521-nucleotide messenger RNA. RefSeq names its product urotensin-related peptide 1 (gene urp1). The record is from RefSeq and is a predicted model, not a curated record. The coding region runs from base 1 to 402 and encodes 133 amino acids. Gene Ontology annotation, biological process: blood vessel diameter maintenance; regulation of blood pressure. Gene Ontology annotation, molecular function: hormone activity. NCBI's taxonomy places the organism in Eukaryota, Metazoa, Chordata, Actinopteri, Siluriformes, Trichomycteridae. The transcript is spliced from 5 exons. Gene Ontology annotation, cellular component: extracellular region.